Clupea harengus (Atlantic herring) is the source of this 2221-nucleotide messenger RNA. It is a transcript of the gene lims1, whose product is annotated as LIM zinc finger domain containing 1. The record is from RefSeq and is a predicted model, not a curated record. NCBI's taxonomy places the organism in Eukaryota, Metazoa, Chordata, Actinopteri, Clupeiformes, Clupeidae. Gene Ontology annotation, biological process: cell-cell junction organization; positive regulation of integrin-mediated signaling pathway; positive regulation of substrate adhesion-dependent cell spreading. Gene Ontology annotation, cellular component: cell-cell junction; cytoplasm; focal adhesion.
UUCUUCCACAACCUCGAAGUCGAGGGGAAAAGUCGCAUAGGAAGCCUUGUCUAUCCCUUUUCUUGCAAUUAAAACACCCGGACUGAGAGUUGACUCGCCAAAACCUUUUCUGAAGUUGUUGUUAGAAGGGGAUGCUGGGGGUUGCAGAUAUGACGGGCAGUAACAUGGCCAAUGCCUUGGCAAAUGCGGCGUGUGAACGCUGCAAGGCUGGGUUCGCUCCGGCUGAGAAGAUCGUCAACAGCAACGGGGAGCUCUACCAUGAGCAGUGCUUCGUCUGUGCCCAGUGCUUCCAGCAGUUUCCCGAAGGGCUCUUCUAUGAGUUUGAGGGCAGGAAGUACUGUGAGCAUGAUUUCCAGAUGCUGUUUGCCCCUUGCUGUCACCAGUGUGGAGAGUUCAUCAUUGGCCGCGUGAUCAAGGCCAUGAACAACAGCUGGCACCCGGACUGUUUCUGCUGUGACAUCUGCCAGGCUGUGCUGGCUGACGUGGGAUUCGUCAAGAACGCUGGCCGACACCUGUGUCGGCCGUGUCACAACCGCGAGAAAGCACGUGGCCUGGGAAAAUACAUCUGCCAGAAGUGUCACGCCAUCAUUGAAGAGCACCCCCUCAUCUUCAAGAAUGACCCUUAUCACCCUGACCAUUUCAACUGCAACAAUUGCGGUAAGGAGCUGACUUCCGAUGCCCGAGAGCUGAAGGGGGAGCUCUACUGCCUGCCAUGCCAUGAUAAAAUGGGCGUGCCCAUCUGUGGGGCGUGCAGGAGACCCAUAGAGGGCCGUGUCGUCAAUGCCAUGGGGAAGCAGUGGCAUGUGGAGCAUUUUGUGUGUGCUAAGUGCGAGAAGCCAUUCCUCGGUCACCGCCACUAUGAGAGGAAAGGACUGGCCUACUGUGAGACUCACUAUAACCAGCUCUUUGGUGACGUGUGCUACCACUGCAACCGUGUGAUUGAGGGCGAUGUGGUCUCUGCUCUGAACAAAGCCUGGUGUGUCAACUGUUUCUCCUGCUCCACCUGCAACACCAAGCUUACCCUCAAGAACAAGUUUGUGGAGUUUGACAUGAAACCUGUGUGCAAGAAGUGCUAUGAGAAGUUCCCGCUGGAGCUGAAGAAGAGACUGAAGAAGCUGGCUGAGACCUUGGGGCGCAAGUAGGCCCUCUGUCCACCAGGUGGCGCCAGAACCCCACUUCCUGGCCUCAUCACCACUGUGGUGCUCAACAUGUGCUGGAGAGACUAAGGGUAAUCCAUUCAAACAGCCUUAAGUUAUUCUGUGUCAGUUGUGUUCAGGGCCAAAGUAAUGUGUAAAGUAACACUGUAAAAAGACCACAUACUCUAGACCUAAUGAUUCCAUCAUUUGGUUUCCCCUAUGGGUCAUAGUUGCACUCAGUGGAUUCAAGGUGUUGUAGACAUGUCAAACUUGGGUAUAUUUACAUAUGCCAUUUUUAUGACAAUUAGCUGAGAAUUUUGCCCAAAGCCAUUUAUGAGUGUUACGCUACAUUAAGUUUGGUGUAAGCUGAUUGUGUUACAGUUGAAUUCAAUGACUGUGAGAGAAUCAGUGGAUCCUUGUAUGUUUGGAACUAUGCACCUGCCGUAUGACAUCUAUUGUAAGUGUGUCAGAUACCCAGGUUUACAUUUGUUCUUAAAUACACAGACAUGUUGGCGUGUUGUAUUUAGUUUUGUGUUCUUACCUAUUUGUCUGUGGAAAUCGACAAUAUCCCUUCAAAAGGUCUCGAGCCCCAUCAACAAUGUUAACACGCAGAUUGAUGCUCAGAGAUUUGCCCUUAGUCUCUCCUUCACUGAUCGACCCUUAAUCAAUGCUACAGGUCAUUCAUUAUCUGUCACUACAGCGUGUCUUGCAUUGUUAUGCGUGGUUCAAGUAUGUCACAUUUGAAAAUUGUCUUUGUAGAAAAGCUGAGAAUCUGAGCUGAGAUUUACUGUAUUUAGUAUUCCGUUAAUUAUGUCUUAAACCAUCCGAUGCUAAUGUCCUUCCAUUUCAGAAAUGUUUAGCAUAUUGCGCCAUGUAUAUGACAGAUGGCUUGGUAAUGUCUUAACUCCGGCUUUGGCCCUAUUAUGUUUUUUGCCUUCAGCACACCAAAGCAAUGUAUCAUAUUGUUUUAUACUCAACUCAGCACUGAACUAUCUCUGGUGUAAGGGCCUGGCUUAUAUUGCCAAACGUGGCGUGUCAAUAUAUACUACAGUACGUGCCUACUAUAUAUAUAUAUAUACAUACAG